AUGGUAUUUAUUCUCAUAUAUGUUGAUGAUAUUCUCAUUACCGGGAAUAAUCCUGUUUACUUAAAACAAUUUGUUGUAAGGUUGAACUCUCUGUUCUCAUUAAAGGACCUUGGACCGCUCUAUUUUUUUCUUGGCAUUGAAAUUUUUCGAGACUCCUCCGGCUUGUAUUUGAAUCAAGGAAAAUACACCUUAGAUAUUUUGAAGAAACUCAAUAUGCUUGACUGUGCUCCUGUUCCAACCCCCAUGGUCACUGGACGGAUCUUCUCCAAGACUGACGGUGACUUAAUGAAGGAUCCCUCACUUUAUCGAAGAGCCAUCGGAUCCCUCCAAUAUCUUACUACAACCAGACCAGACAUAGCCUACUCGGUUAACAAGCUCAGUCAGUUUUUGUCUAAUCCAACUGACAUACAUUUUCAGGGGGUGAAACGGAUUCUUAGAUAUCUCAAAGGAACAUAUCAUUAUGGGCUGCAUAUCAAACCUUUUUCUUCACUUCAAUUAACUGCAUUCACCGAUGCAGAUUGGGCUACAGAUGUGGAUGAUAGAAAGUCUAUGGCUGGUUUAUGUGUCUACUUGGGAGACACUCUGAUCUCUUGGGCCUCUCGAAAGCAACGUGUAGUGUCCCGAUCAAGCACAGAGUCCGAAUACCGAGCCUUGGCCGACGGAGCUGUUGAACUAAAAUGGAUACAUUCACUACUGUCUGAGCUCGGAUUGUUCCUAAAAGAACCAGCUAUGAUCUGGUGCGACAACCUCAGUGCCAAAGCACUUGCAGCAAAUCCAAUUCAGCAUUCUCGCAGCAAGCACAUUGACAUUGAUCUUCAUUUCAUACGAGAUAUGAUUCAAUCACGUUUUCUUAAUAUUCAACACAUUUCAUCUCCUCUUCAAGUUGCUGACUGUCUCACUAAGGCCCUCACGCACACGCAAUUUCUUCAUCAUAGAGACAAACUCGGGCUGUUCAGGACACCCUCUCGUUUGAGGGGGAAUGUUAGAGGAAAUAAAUAA
Messenger RNA from Neltuma alba, 999 nucleotides. RefSeq lists its product as uncharacterized. NCBI's taxonomy places the organism in Eukaryota, Viridiplantae, Streptophyta, Magnoliopsida, Fabales, Fabaceae. The transcript has a single exon. Bases 1 to 999 code for a protein of 332 amino acids. The record is from RefSeq and is a predicted model, not a curated record.